Messenger RNA from Amyelois transitella, 2175 nucleotides. It is a transcript of the gene Gbs-76A, whose product is annotated as glycogen-binding subunit 76A. The transcript is spliced from 2 exons. Gene Ontology annotation, biological process: regulation of glycogen biosynthetic process. Gene Ontology annotation, molecular function: protein phosphatase 1 binding; glycogen binding. Gene Ontology annotation, cellular component: protein phosphatase type 1 complex. Lineage: Eukaryota; Metazoa; Arthropoda; Insecta; Lepidoptera; Pyralidae. The record is from RefSeq and is a predicted model, not a curated record. Bases 384 to 2069 code for a protein of 561 amino acids.
ACGUUCUGCUGUAAACAAAAUUUAAUGAUGUGGAUCAUUAGGGUGCAGAAUGACUGAAAUUGGUGUUGAUGUCGCACGGCAUCCGCUGACCGGGCGCCUCGCCUCAUUCGUACGCUGCGCCAGUGCCGGGUGGCCGCUCCGCGCUUAUCAUAACUACGCUAUCACCUACCCACCCUCAUGUUAAACCGAGUUAUAAAUAAAAACAAUAAAACAAAAAUACUGUGGACACGCCGGGCCCGAGUGACAGUUUAUCAGUGCAUUCGUUAUUUAUAAUUAUAAAUAAUAUCAGCAAAUAAAUAAACAUUGGACACGUUCAAGUGGGCCGCGAUCAGACGGGGUGAUUGAUGGACCGUUGUGUGUUGUGAACUUAUCGUGCCUGAUACAUGACCUCCCCUAAGCUUGAGAUGUCAUUGGAACAUGAGAUUCCUGUGUUGAUGAAAAAGACGCAGAUGAGCGGUGAUCGUGCGGGCUCGCAGUGCGGUAUCACGUCGCUCCUGCCGAUGUCGUGCCGCGGGCGCGCGGCCGCCUUCGCGCGCGACCUCCACUCGCGUCUGCGCAACCUUGGCGGUGCCCAGGAUGAGGACUGCGAGAGCAGCUGGCUCACCAGAGAGAACGCUGCUGCCCACCGACCAACCACCUCCGCUCAGCGCGACCACGACACUUUCUACGAUUUUGAAAUCGAAUGCGAGAGUCCGUCCAGCCCGAUAGACGAUUUCGAUGCCCCGUUUCCCGAGAGAAAUUCCAACGAUGAAGAACCUUUCUACGAUGUCGAUUCCGAUCCAGAUGUUAAGGAACAAAACAAAACCACGCUACAUCAACCAGACAAAAUUAAAAAUGGAUUUACGUUCUCGACUGCAUUUUAUACAGAAUCGCCGGUAAAACUUCAACCGGCCCCUCGAGAAAAUGGACACUCUGAUAAGAGACUUUUCUCACCGAUCACAUUCGAGGGUUGCGCGCGACAAAAUAGUCUAGAUGAAGUUGAUAAUGCAAUAAUUACAUCUCCAAUUACGAAAACGGAUAGACUCAGUUUACCGAAUUUAAAUAGUGUCACCUUGGACAGUGAUUCUGAGUUCGAAUCCGCGAAAAGUGAACCUUCAGACGUUGUUGAUGAAGUUUUCCAAAAUGAUAGGUUGGAGAGUGAUCUCACAGAAUGCAACGACAAUUUGUCAGUUGCGGAAGUUGAAGCUGCAAACGAAGAAGAUAUUUUUACGAAUAAUAGCGAAGAAAUUUGCACAGAAUUUAAUAAUGAAACUAAUGGUUUAGAAAUUAUAACUAGUGAAGUGCAAAACGAAAAAGAAAUUUCUCCUACCCCAGAAAUUGAACCAACAUUAUUGAGUGCAGAAGUAAAAACCAACGACAUCGAAGAUAUUGAAGAUGAUAGACCUCAACGUGUCCGACGUUGUUCCUCAUUGAAAACAGGCAAAACGCCUCCUGGGACGCCAGGCCGGAAAAAAAUCGUGCGAUUUGCCGAUGUAUUGGGUCUAGACUUAGCUGAUGUUAAAACAUUUAUGGAUGAAAUUCCUGUAAUUCCUAAAUCUGCGUACGAUGAUCUCACUGGUUGUGAUGUGGCGAGUUCUCCCCCCGUGAGGGCCUCAACUAGACUUGGUACUCUCACCUUGGUUCCCCUUUUCCAGCUACCUCGUGAUGUUACGGACAAACUAGAGUUGCUAAAUGUGUGCCUUGAAAGUGCGCGAGUGUGCGAUGGUGUGCACGUCACCGUCUGCGGCUCGGUAAGAGUGCGAAACUUGGACUUCCAUAAAACAGUGCAUAUUCGUUACACUUUAAAUCGAUGGCAAACGUACACAGACUUACAAGCUACAUACGUGCAAGGAUCUUGUGAUGGCUACUCUGAUCGUUUCCAAUUUGUUUUAUAUGCACCUACAAUUGUGUCAGGUCAGAGGUUGGAAAUUGCCGUGCGUUUUCAAUGCAAAGGCCAACAGUUUUGGGACAAUAACAGCGGCGCUAACUACUGCUUCGACUGUUUAGCGUUAGGUAUGAAUGUUCCUAUACAACAGUCGCCGCCCGGGCCUCUUCACCCGACCGUAGAUUGGCACCCAUCGUUCUACUGACAAAGUAGAUAUUCUCCGAAGAGAUGAGCAAGUCAGCAUCGAAAAGUCGAUGGUGAGAGAUCGAGAACGGGUCGGGCGGGUCCCGGGCUGAGGCAGGGAGCGCUGC